AUGUCCCCUCCGUCACCUCCAAUACACUACUCUGAUUUCACUUCGACGCCAAUCAUAAGAAUUUACACUCCGCCAUCGUCACCCCCAACAAUGUCAGCAACAGGACAAGAGGAAUGGGAUAGUGUUGAUGAUUUCUCUGUCGAUUCUUUACCUGCUGAAGAUUCUUCUUCCACCGCUCAAACUACUUUUACACCAAGCUCACCACCCGAAGAAAUUAAUUGUGAAGAAAUUUCUAAUGAAACUGAUGUUCAAAAGAAUUCUUCAACAGAGAUUUUACAAAAAAUGGGACAUUGGUUUUAUAAUACACGAUUCAUCCAAUAUAUGAAAUCAGAUGAAAGAUCUAGGGUCAAACAUGUUUAUUCAACCAAUCCCAUAUGGAUGUUAGGAAUAGAAUAUAAAUUUAUAGAGGAUACCGGAUCAGUAAGUUUUCCGAAGCAAGAUAAGGAUUCUCGAGGUGGUCGAGCAUCAUCUUUAUUAAAUUUCAUGUUUGGAUCCGCUGAAGAAGAGGAAGAUUAUUGUGAUGUACCUUCACAUAAUCGAAGUCACAGUGAUGAAUAUUUAAAAGAUAAACCUGAUUUAUCGUCAUCUUCAACUUACAUAAGGAAUCCAGAAUUUCAAACAAAUAAUAAUUUGCAACCUUAUAAUAUUCAAAGAUUAUCAAUUGCACAAAAUAUUUUAAAAAAUAUUAAUGUAUCGAAUCAUGAGAAUGAACCUACAAGUCCCACAAAUAAAAAUAAGUUAACAUCACCACCAUCACAAAGACUUUAUCCACAUUUGGAGGCAGAAGGAGAUUAUGAACAAAAAUAUUCAAUAGAUGAUCCAAGAUUUAAUAAUACUAGUAUAGAUGGAUUACAAAGGAAACAAAUAGAAGUUACAUAUCCUGAGAAUAUAACUUAUAGUUCAGAAGAAGAAAGUGAUCUUAGUGACAUAAUUAAUGAAGUUGACAUACUUUCAGGUGAUAAUUUAUCAGUGAAAACUAUAACUCGAGGGUCACUUCCAACACAAAAUGACAAUUCAAUUCAUUCAAAUUUUGAAAUAAUAAAAGACAUUGAUAUUAAUAAAGAUAUUAUUAUUUCGGAUGGUUCACAAUCUACAAAUAAAUUCUCAGAUACAGGAUCAGUAAAGUCAACAAGUUCUUUCAAAUCAUUAACCCCAACUCCUACCAGUCUUUAUAGACCGGAUUCACUUGGAACGUUAACGCCGGAUCAAAAAAUAUUGAUGGAUUUUGUUUUGGAUUUUCAAUCAAGAAUAUAUUGUUCUUAUCGUAAAGAUUUUUUACCUAUCGAACCAGCAUUUCAUACAACCGACACAGGAUGGGGUUGCAUGCAUAGGACUGGACAAAGUUUAUUAGCACAGGGAUUUUUGUGGGUUCUUUUAGGAAGAGACUGGAGAUUACAUAAUUUUCAAACCGACUCUGAUUUAUUAAUUUACAGAAAGAUUUUGCGUUGGUUCAUGGAUGGUCCAGAACCAGAACAUUACUAUUCUAUUCACAACAUAGCUCGUGCUGGAAUUUCAUUGGAUAAAAGAAUUGGAGAUUGGUUUGGACCUGCUACAGUUGCUCACGCAAUAAAACGAUUGUCAUUGUAUCAUAAAGAAUGUCCAUUGGUGAUUUAUGUUCCAACUGACAAUACGAUAUAUAAAAGUGAAAUUGCCACUUAUGCAUUAGGGGAAUAUGAAUCAAAUAGUUUAUUUAUUGAUCAGAGACCCUGGAAACCUGUACUUAUAUUAUUUUCUGUUAGGUUAGGCACUGAUAAAUUUAACCUAAGUUAUGCAGAAAAUUUGAAGAAACUGUUUAGUUUUCCUCAAUUCUUGGGAAUUGCAGGUGGAAGGCCCGGAAGAUCAUUGUAUUUUGUGGCUGUUCAAGAUGAUGAACUUUAUUAUCUCGAUCCUCAUUUUGUUCGUCCCGCCAUAAAUCUCAAUAAAGUCACGGAAUUUCCCAUCGAGGAUUAUCAUUCAACCAUAAUUCGAGCUAUGGAUAUUUCCGAAAUGGAUCCAUCAAUGCUUUUGGGAUUUUUAUGCCAAAAUUCAAAUGAUUUUGAUAAUCUUUGUGAACGAUUUGAUAAGGAAAUGAAUUCACAAUAUCCAAUCUUAACAAUAUUGAAUAGUUUCCCGAUUCACAAUUCUUGGGCAAGUACUAAAUCAUUGAGUGAAUCGUCAAGUGAAAAGUCGGUACUUGAUGG
Diversispora eburnea is the source of this 2180-nucleotide messenger RNA. Lineage: Eukaryota; Fungi; Glomeromycota; Glomeromycetes; Diversisporales; Diversisporaceae. The record is from the annotation of a GenBank genome assembly.